GACCCUUUUUACGUCCCACUUAUGUUUGAGGAGGUGCUUGUAGAAGCGCAGUCCCUAUUGGAUGCCGCGAAUUUUGCUGAUGGUGAGGAGUCUGCUCCACAAUCUGUGUGGUCUGCUAGAGUUGAAUGUUAUAUGCGUUUGUGCCACAAAGUCGAAAUUUGGCUUCAAGAGGGUGCUGAUAUCUGUCCUCCUCCUACCCAACUGCUCAUCAUUCUCGGGGGCAUCCUGGGUAACGGUAUAACUUCAGCAAAGUUGUACACAUCUGAAGACUUAAAGGAAGUGGUCUCCCAUUCGCUUAAAUCGCUUCAGCUUCAUUGUGGAGUGCGAUCGAUACGAGAGUUACUCCUAUUACAACCGCGCAUAUCUUCUCACCCUCCUGCCGAAACCUUGGCAAUACAGUUUCUGCGACUUUGUAUCGCUCGUGUUGCUCGUCUUCCCACCGACAGAAGAUUGACAACUCCGUGGGACACUUGUCCUCUUUAUCGCGAUGCCUUAGUGUGGCUAACCGAUCAACUUGAUUAUCCUGAAAUCAGUGAAGAGGAAUUUAUUGGUGCCUUUCAACCCCUCGGACUACAACUGACUUCGGACUACAGGGAAAGUUUACAGCUAGCUGGCUUCCAGCUGCUCCAGCAACUGGCUCACAAGGCCCGCGUGGCCGACUGGCGACAGAAUAAUCGGGCCGAAGCCGUGCUUUUUCAGUUAUUUGAACACCGCAUAACAAGUAACCCAAACUCUUCGGAGCAGGUUGUUUGCAGCGCAUACAAAACCAUGUUUGACAUGGUUCGUUUGUUGCCAGAAAAGGUUAGAGCAGGAUGGAACAUCAAGUUAACUGAUCGUCUUCUUCUUGAUUUGAUCAUGGAGACGCGUAAAAAUAAGCAAGCAACCCUGUUGCAUCUUUUACUGAAACAGAUGCAAUAUCUUCAGCUCGGCUUCAUUGCUCACAGUCGUCAAUUUUUUCGCGCAUAUUCUAUCAUUAUGCUUGGUCCACGAACUCCAGAUUGCCUCAUGAACUCCGUUGCGUCCGUGGAGCAAGAUGUAACGGUAUACUUGCUAAUGCUUCAAUGUGUACAACUGUUCCUUCGAUUGGCUUGGCCGUUGGCUGGUGCGAUGUUUCUUCCGGACUUAAUCCCACCUCUUGUUGCAUUUGUGGAUUUGGAGUUUGAGCGCGCCAAACAGUCGUCUCCCGUAGGCACUCCUCCUUCACAUAUACUGCCCAUCUUCGAGCAGAUUAAGGCUAUUUUGUCUAUGCUUUCAACUAUUCAACCAAAAUUGUUGGGUUUACUUGAAUCUGUCUGUGAAUAUUCACCAUCAUUUGCCAAAUUAGUUCCUUUGCCUUGAUAAUAUCAAACGAUACUCCGAUA
Messenger RNA from Dicrocoelium dendriticum, 1361 nucleotides. The record is from the annotation of a GenBank genome assembly. NCBI's taxonomy places the organism in Eukaryota, Metazoa, Platyhelminthes, Trematoda, Plagiorchiida, Dicrocoeliidae.